Messenger RNA from Aaosphaeria arxii CBS 175.79, 2139 nucleotides. RefSeq lists its product as uncharacterized. Lineage: Eukaryota; Fungi; Ascomycota; Dothideomycetes; Pleosporales. The coding region runs from base 1 to 2139 and encodes 712 amino acids. The transcript has a single exon. The record is from RefSeq and is a predicted model, not a curated record.
AUGAGCUCACUUCGUCCUGACGAUGACACCGAGACGGUCCUCAAAACCCUCCCUUACCUCACCCAUGAAGAUAGUAUGCCUCCUACUACUCUUCCUCCCAACCCGCCCUUACCAAACCCAACAGGUGAAUCCGACCGCUCCCUCAUCGAAGUCUCCCUCAAUCCACCCCCAUCCGACCCAUCAUCGUCACCACCACCACCCUCUCCAAAACCCAACCCCAAAACCAACCCCCGCAAGCGACCCAACCCAGCAACAGCACCACCUCUACCCACCACCACCAGCACCACCGCCGCCGGCGCCCCAUCCACCUCAACCCCCCUCCCAAAGCGCCUCCGCUCCGCCGGCCCCCUCCCCCCAGCAUCAUCAUCAUCAACCACCCACCCCCAACCCUCCCCCCUAAUCCCCCUCUCACGCAUCCCCCCGGACCACCGCACCUACUCCUACACCCCCUCCACCCUCCACCACCCAUCCCCCUCCGCCGCACCAUCUUACAACCCCACAACCCUCCACCGCAACAACAUCACCCACUUCAUAACCUCCCUCCUCACCCUCGCCGGCGACUUCCCCGUCCUGCCCGACGCGAUACGUCCGCCCGGACGCAUGGAGCACUGGGACAGGACGCUCGUGUAUAAUCUGCACCAUGUGUAUGCGAGUCUGCCCGCUGCUGGCGACGAGGGGGGUGGGGGUAGGAGGAGGGAUGUCAGGGCUUUGCAUAGGCACUACGAGAGUGCGGUGCUGAGGAGGGGAGGGGAGAGGAGGGCGGAUGGGGAGAUUAGUAGGGUUGUUCUUGGGGAGUUUUAUGCGAUGAGGGGGUGGAAGGGGGAGGAGGAGGAGAGUGGUUUGAGUGGAGAGGAUGGGGAAGAGUCAAGUGAAGUGGGGGAAGAGGAAGAGGAUGAGGAUGUGGAUGUGGAUGUUGCUGGUCUGAGGUCACUGGAGGAUAAAGGAGCGAGGUUGUUGUCGUCGCCUAGUUUGAGUGAAGAAUCCGAGGAGGUGUCUGGGGGAUCUGAGAAAGAGUCUGAGGGAAACGAGGAGACGAAUGGAGGCGGUCCUUCUGGAAGAACUGAACGUCGAGAUAAAGACAAGGACAAGCUUGCUGAUCCGGAGACAGGACGGGUGGACGUUCUGGAUCGCACCGAUGGCGAGGUAGUAUCGCGCGGAAAUUCGCCUGUGGCCAACCUGUCCGACGAUUUGAAUGAGAUCAGCAGCGCCUUGAGCGCCGACGACAUGUCGACAGAACCAAAGCCCAUCAGCAGUCGUGCAAAGGGGAAACUUCGACAAGACUCAUUAACCGAGGAUGAUGAUUUCCCGGACGUGGAUUCCCCAGCUCCUAACAGCUCCCCAAGCCUUUCCGACGAGGCAGUGGAAGACUCAGAACAGAUAUUCAACGAUGCUAUCAAGAGUAUCAACCAGCAACAACGUCCCAGGAGCCAGAAUGACGAUGGUGACGAGCACCACAGCACAUCGCAAACAACACACCAGCUCCCAGACAAACACACUGUCUAUACAUACAGUGCCGGCCAAACAGAAGUCGAAUCCAACCAGGCGAGCAGUUCACGCCCCGAAGCUACAUCGACACAAAAACCACCCCAUCGCUGUUCACUCCGCGUACCAACAUCGAAUCGCCCCAAAGAACCAAAAAGCACCUACGUACCCUACAAACAGCACCGAUACAACCCCCCGCCUUCAAAUCAACCGUCCAACACGCCCACAGCUCCACCCACCAAACCACCCCCCGAACCCAUCGACCCUCAACCCCAAGCCCCAGGACCCGACUUCGAAUCUGAACCCAACACCUCCAGAAGACCAUCCGCCGAAACCGUGGACUUCCCUCCCCCGAGCGACGAGCCCAUCAACGCAACCCGCAACACCAUCGCACACGCCCUCGCGCGCCACAACGACACCAUGCGCAUCCUCUUCGCGCAGAGCGCCUCGCUCAUCCUGCGCACGGCGCGCAGCUCGUUCGACGCGACGUUCGGCGCCGCAGCGCUCGACGACGCGGGGAGGAUCCAUCGGCUCGGCGAUGCGUUGGGGGAGAAUGUUGCUGCGAUGGCGAGGCUGCGGGCGGAGGUGAGGAAGCUGGGGAGGGAGUUGGAUGGGCUGGAUGGGGGUAGUGAUGGGGAGGAAGCGGAGGAGGAGUAG